Molecule: messenger RNA, 3794 nt
Organism: Echinops telfairi (small Madagascar hedgehog)
Lineage: Eukaryota; Metazoa; Chordata; Mammalia; Afrosoricida; Tenrecidae
Gene: MPP2
Product: MAGUK p55 scaffold protein 2
Exons: 12
Coding region: 70-1728 (552 amino acids)
Cellular component (GO): plasma membrane; cell-cell junction
Molecular function (GO): protein binding
Source: RefSeq, a predicted model, not a curated record
CCCUUGUCCCUCUAACCCCCUCUCUUCCCACUCCAGGAGAGGCACUUUGAAGGCCUUAUUGAAGUCACCAUGCCGGUCGCUGCCACCAACUCUGAGUCUGCCAUGCAGCAAGUCCUGGACAACCUGGGAUCCCUCCCCAGUGCCACGGGGGCGGCUGAGCUGGACUUGCUCUUUCUUCGAGGCAUUAUGGAGAGCCCCAUAGUGCGAUCCCUGGCCAAGGCCCAUGAGCGGCUGGAGGAGACCAAGCUGGAGGCGGUGCGGGACAACAACCUGGCGCUGGUGCAGGAGAUCCUGCGGGACCUGGCGCAGCUAGCCGAGCAGAGCAGCACCGCAGCCGAGCUGGCCCGCAUCCUCCAGGAGCCCCACUUCCAGUCACUCCUGGAGACUCACGACUCCGUGGCCUCAAAGACCUAUGAGACUCCGCCCCCCAGCCCCGGGUUGGACCCCACAUUCAGCAACCAGCCUGUGCCACCCGACGCCGUGCGCAUGGUGGGCAUCCGCAAGACGGCUGGGGAGCAUCUGGGUGUGACGUUCCGCGUGGAGGGCGGCGAGCUGGUGAUCGCGCGCAUCCUACACGGGGGCAUGGUGGCCCAGCAAGGCCUGCUGCACGUGGGUGACAUCAUCAAGGAGGUGAACGGGCAGCCGGUGGGCAGCGACCCCCGCGCGCUGCAGGAGCUCCUGCGCAGCGCCAGCGGCAGCGUCAUCCUCAAGAUCCUGCCCAGCUACCAGGAGCCCCAUCUGCCGCGCCAGGUGUUUGUGAAGUGUCACUUCGACUACGACCCGGCCCGGGACAGCCUCAUCCCCUGCAAGGAGGCGGGUCUGCGCUUCAGCGCCGGCGCCCUGCUGCAGAUUGUUAACCAGGACGACGCCAACUGGUGGCAGGCAUGCCACGUGGAGGGAGGCAGCGCGGGGCUCAUCCCCAGCCAGCUGCUGGAGGAGAAGCGGAAAGCCUUUGUCAAGCGGGACGUGGAGUUGACACCGACCUCAGGCACGCUGUGCGGCAGCCUUUCAGGAAAGAAAAAGAAGCGAAUGAUGUAUCUGACCACCAAGAAUGCGGAGUUUGACCGCCACGAGCUGCUGAUCUACGAGGAGGUGGCUCGCAUGCCCCCUUUCCGCCGGAAAACCCUGGUGCUGAUCGGGGCGCAAGGCGUGGGCCGACGCAGCCUGAAGAACAAGCUCAUCAUGUGGAACGCGGACCGCUAUGGCACCACUGUGCCCUACACGUCCCGGCGGCCCAAGGACUCGGAGCGGGAAGGCCAGGGUUACAGCUUUGUGUCCCGGGCUGAGAUGGAGUCGGACAUCCGAGCGGGGCGUUACCUGGAGCAUGGCGAGUAUGAGGGGAACCUGUAUGGCACCCGGAUCGACUCCAUCCGGGGCGUGGUUGCUGCCGGCAAGGUGUGCGUGUUGGACGUCAACCCCCAGGCAGUGAAGGUAUUGAGGACAGCCGAGUUUGUCCCUUAUGUGGUGUUCAUCGAGGCCCCCGACUAUGAGACCCUGCGGGCCAUGAACCGGGCUGCGCUGGACAGUGGGGUAUCCACCAAGCAGCUCACGGAGACAGACCUGAGGCGGACGGUGGAAGAGAGCAGCCGAAUCCAGAGGGGCUACGGGCACUACUUCGACCUCAGCCUGGUCAACAGCAACCUGGAGAGGACCUUCCGAGGCCUCCAGGCAGCCCUGGAGAAGCUGCGCACGGAGCCCCAGUGGGUGCCCGUUAGCUGGGUGUACUGAGCCCUGAUCUGUGGGCUGUCACCCCGGGACCUGAGCCCACCUCCUCCCACAAUCCUGACCCCUCCCUGGCUCUCCCCAUGUCUGGCUUCAGUGUGGAUUCGUGCACUGCCAGGGGUGGGCAUUCAUGGGGCACCUCUGUGUCCAGGUGCUGCCCACUCCCCAUGCCCAUCGUCUACCAGGUGUCCCUCUCUGGAUGUGUCUGGCUCACCUUGAUCCUGCUCAGAGAAGACAUAAGCUGAGAGGGCCCUGGGUUUACUGCCCCCUGCUGGCCACCCCCUUCAGGCGCCUUGUCUCCUCUGGACGGGGUGCACCCUCCCCACUCCUGCCCCCACUCCCACCCCAGGGCCCGAGGACCAGGCUUAGGGCAGCAUCCGAGUGGUCAGGAGUGCGCGUGGUCCACUGGCAGCCAGGCAGUCCUGGACGCCUGGUGCCUACCUGGUGCCGGCCUGAAACCUGUGGAGGAGCCGACUCAUAAGCCGGCUGCCAGGUUCUGAGGCCCGGCACUGGGCUCCCUCAGAGCGGGCAGAAGUCCUAGGGGUGGGCACUGCCCUGUCCCGUCCUUAUCCACAGCUUUUCACUGCCGAUGUCGCUGCAGACUUCUCCGCUGUGCCCCUGCCUGUCAGCCCCGCCCCUGCAGGGCAAGGCAGGCAGGGACCUGCAGGUCAGCCCAGGGGGGACACAUCUAAGGCCCUCCGGGUCUUUUCUCAGGCCUGCUCUGGCCUCCUGACCCUGAGGGGCAGAGGUGGGGUGCCGAGGGGACCGUGUGUGUUGGUCCCGGAGUGCAAGAUUGGAGAAGUUAGUGUAUUAGCUGACUCCUCACUGCCCACCCCCCUGGGGCACCCUUCACCUGUCAGCUCCCAGGGCCCCUGGGCCUGUGUUUCUGGCACAGCUGGGGGUGGGAGUGGGGGGCAGGCCAGGUUUGGAGGAGGGGAACCAGUGGGUUAUUGUGCUUUGGAGUCCCUCUUUGGGCUGCUCCCCACCACCACCUCUGUUUCUUAGAAGACCCUUCCCCCAGAUGCCAGGGCCUUGGCCCUCCCCAGACCCUCCUUUCCUGUUGCCCCUCUAUCCUAAACGCCACCCCCACUCCCUGGGGAGGCCAGUUUUGUAAAAUAGGAGAUCCCCCUUCCACGAUGGGGCCCAGGACCCGCCCCUCCAUCUCCCGGCCUCAUCCUUCCUUCCGUGUCCCCUCUCCUCCCACAGGGGGCCCCCCUGCCCCGCACCUCCACUCCACCCCCGUGUGCCCGCGCUCCUGUAUCUGAGCAGUCCUCGCUGCAGCGUCAGCCCUUGCUGGCCCCUGAACCACUGUGUGCCCAUUUCCUAGGGGAGGGGAGGGAGAAGAAACAAUAUUUAUUACAAAUCUUAGAAAUAUAUUUAUGAUAUUAGGAAUCUCAUUUGCAUCUGCGUAGUAUAUGCAAACGAGAUGCCAAGCCUCUGCACACAGGAUGCAGGCGGCUCUUGGCUCCUCAUCCGUCCCCAUUAGGCAGGCUCUUUUUUGUCCUCCGUUGGGCCAAGGGUUGAGAGUGAGGGCAGGUGGGUGGUGGUCCUGCUCCGUUUCCUCUGCCAGGCCCCUCCUCUCCCGGGACUUGGGAGUAGAGAUAGGAAGGGUCUGCUGUCUCAGCCACCUUAUUGUUCACCCUUCAGGUUCACCUGCCAGUGAACCUCCCGGCAGCCAUGCCCUCUGACCCAGGUCUCACAGACAGUGCCCAGGCAGUGGUGCCCUGUGGGGAGCUGGCCCCUGGCUCUUUUGUAAGUCUCUCUGGUGAUGCCCUAGGGGGCAGGCGGCCGCUCCUCUCCAGCCUCCUUGCCACCAGCCAGUCCUCCCUCUCUGCACCGCUUCCCUCCAGCCGGAGCCCCAGAGCCCAUUCCAGACACUUGCCAAGUGUGGGCCACGGGCGGACCCUGGCCUGGGCUGGGUGGACCUGCGUGUGCCCGCUGCAUUGUCUCUGUGGCUCUGUGCUCCGCCCACCCCCCACACACUGUCUGCACUGCCACCCUGCUGCCGCAUCAAGUGGAUGCCCGGGAUAAGGAGGACCCUGCCGCCAUUUCCCAGACCCUGUCCCUGCCCC